AUGAACUCUUUGAAUAUCCUCUCGUCCCGAGUCAUUGGCCAAUCUUCAAAUUCCAGCCGUAGCCGUCAGCGAUCUCGUUCGCAAGGUGACCUUCCUCCCCCGAGCUCGCCGGGCGAUCUCGCAAAACUCCGGUCUUACAGUAGCAACGACUUCCAUUCGCUAGAUGCUACUGAGAAACUUGGUGACGAUGCGACCGGGACGACGGAAGUUGGGGAUUCAUUCGAGCAUGUCCUCGAUGAGAAGACGUCGCUAAUCCGCGGAAUCCAUAAGGAUGGUUCGCUUGUGACCAAAAGUUCUCUGGGCCUGGUUGCUCAGCGCUUUUUUGAUGCGAUCACCGAAACAAUCAAGUUUAUCCUAUCUACUUUGGCAGCUCCGGGGAUAUACGCAGCCCAGUGUUUCCGGGAUGACAACGGCCAUUAUUCUCCUAUGGCGCCAGUCCGGAAGCUGCGCCAGGCGGUUUUCGGGUCCAAGGCAACAGGCAGCAGAGGCAGCUCCCCAAAACGGACCAGCAACAAUCGGCGAGGCAGUUCUGCCCGAAAGUUCAAGGGCCACGCAUCCCGGGAGUCGAUCGCAUCCAGCACCUCCGAAUCGGAUAAUGAUCGUCGAGCCGUGAAGGGCCUCACGAGUGGUAAUCAUCGGACCUCGAAGGCGAAAUCUACGGGCUUGGAGCCGGUGUCCGAUGAGAGCGCUCCUCGUCGCUCAAUCCGGAUCAAACUGCACAACGAAGAAGCCCUGCAACGUCAACGACACCGUCGAGCGCAGAGCGCCGAUCUGGGGUCAUCGUCGGCUUCGCAUAAUGGAACGCAAGGGGCGCUCAACCUCGAUAAUCUAAAGUCUCCGACGUCUCCAUCAGUGCAUCGAGUGACCAGGUACCCCCAUUCUCCGGUGCCUCCGCGGCCGCUCAUCCCGCCACGUAUCCCGUCGUACACUGCUACUUCGCGCGGGUCCCGGGUCCCUCAAAAGACCCUGGUACUUGACUUGGACGAAACUCUUAUCCAUUCGCUGGCCAAGGGGGGUCGUAUGUCUAGCGGCCAUAUGGUUGAAGUCAAGCUGGCCACGCCGAUGACCACUGCUUUGACUCCGGGAGCUCCGCCCACGACUCUAGGACCGCAACACCCCAUUCUCUACUACGUCCACAAGCGGCCACACUGCGAUGACUUUCUUCGCAAGAUCUGCAAAUGGUAUAAGCUUGUCAUAUUCACCGCUAGCGUGCAAGAAUACGCCGAUCCCGUCAUCGACUGGCUGGAACAAGAGCGGAAAUUCUUCCACGCUCGGUAUUACCGCCAGCACUGCACGUUCCGCAACGGCGCGUAUAUCAAAGACCUCAGCUCGGUGGAACCUGACUUGAGUAAAGUAAUGAUCUUGGAUAACAGUCCCAUGAGCUACAUAUUUCACGAAGAUAAUGCCAUUCCCAUCGAAGGCUGGAUCAAUGACCCUACCGACAACGGACUCCUCCAUCUGAUCCCUAUGCUGGAAGCUUUGCAGUAUGUGACCGAUGUGCGGGCACCCCUGGCAUUACGUAGGGGAGAGACAGAAGCAUAG
This is a messenger RNA of Aspergillus melleus, 1542 nucleotides long. RefSeq names its product Nem1-Spo7 phosphatase catalytic subunit NEM1 (gene nemA). The record is from RefSeq and is a predicted model, not a curated record. The transcript is spliced from 2 exons. The coding region runs from base 1 to 1542 and encodes 513 amino acids. NCBI's taxonomy places the organism in Eukaryota, Fungi, Ascomycota, Eurotiomycetes, Eurotiales, Aspergillaceae. Gene Ontology annotation, molecular function: protein serine/threonine phosphatase activity.